AUGUCGCGUGGCGGAUCGAGUAGACAUAGCAAAGCAAUUGGAAUUGACUUAGGCACAACGUAUUCAUGCGUGGGUGUAUUUCAACAUGGUAAAGUUGAAAUCAUCGCCAAUGACCAAGGAAAUCGUACAACACCAUCCUAUGUCGCAUUCACAGAUACAGAACGUUUGAUUGGCGAUGGAGCGAAAAGUCAAGCAGCAAUGAACCCAUCGAAUACAGUUUUCGAUGCGAAACGUUUAAUUGGACGACGUUUUGAUGAUGAAACUGUACAAAAAGAUAUCAAAUUAUGGCCAUUUAAAGUGGUCCAUGGAAAAGACCGUAAACCAUUCAUUGAAGUUCAAUACAAGGGCGAAAGAAAACUUUUUUCUCCCGAAGAAAUCUCUUCGAUGGUAUUAACCAAAAUGAAAGAAACAGCUGAAGCAUUUCUUGGCAUUCCUAUUAAACAAGCCGUUGUCACUGUUCCUGCAUACUUCAAUGAUUCGCAACGACAGGCGACGAAGGAUGCUGGUACAAUAGCUGGUCUCGACGUUCUCCGUAUUAUAAAUGAACCAACAGCGGCGGCACUUGCUUAUGGUCUUGAAAAGAAACUCCAUCGUGAUCAGAAUAUACUCAUUUAUGAUCUGGGUGGCGGUACAUUCGAUGUGUCAGUUUUAACAAUCAGUGGUGGUGAUGUUGGCGGUUCGGUAUUUGAAGUUAAAGCAACUGCUGGAGAUACACAUUUAGGUGGCGAAGAUUUUGAUAAUCGGUUGGUGCAGCAUUUUGUCGAAGAAUUUCGUCGAAAACACGGUAAAGACGUCUCGAAACAUACCAAAGCUGUUCGACGCUUACGCAGUGCAUGCGAACGGGCGAAACGGACACUAUCAUCAUCGACAACGGCGUCAAUCGAAAUAGAUUCACUUUUCGAAGGAAUCGACUUUAAUACACAAAUAAGUCGUGCACGUUUCGAAGAACUCAAUAUGGAUAUGUUUCGUGGGACGAUUGGCCCUGUUGAACAAGCACUUCGUGACGCCAAAUUACAAAAACGUGAUAUUGAAGAAGUGGUUUUAGUUGGUGGUUCGACACGUAUACCUAAAGUUCAACAACUUUUAUCAGAUUUUUUCAACGGAAAACCUUUAAAUAAGAAUAUUAAUCCUGAUGAGGCUGUUGCCUACGGAGCUGCCGUACAAGCUGCUAUUCUAAGAGGUGAUCAAAGUGAAAUGAUUCGAGAUGUACUACUCAUUGAUGUUACACCAUUAUCAAUGGGUAUUGAAACAGCUGGUGGUGUGAUGACAAGAUUGAUUGAACGUAAUCAACGCAUACCGUACAAAAAGGGGCAGACGUUUACAACAUUCGCAGACAAUCAACCAGCAGUAACGAUUCAAGUGUAUGAAGGUGAACGAUCUAUGACAAGAGACAAUCAUCUAUUAGGCAAAUUCGAUUUGGAAGGUAUACCACCGGCACCACGUGGCAUACCGCAGAUUGAAGUGACAUUCGAUUUAGAUGCCAAUGGUAUUCUUCAAGUCACUGCUGAAGACAAAAGUACAGGACGAAAUAAAAGAAUUGAAAUUAAAAAUGAUAAAGGUCGUUUAACACAAGCUGAGAUAGAACGUAUGAUAAACGAUGCUGAAAAAUAUCGUGAAGACGACGAACGUACACGCGAUCGUGUUAAUGCCCGUAAUCAUCUGGAAACGUAUCUGUAUUCAUGUAAACUAGCAGUGGAGAAUUAUAAUGGAACAGCGAUAAGCGAUGCCGAAAAGUCAACAGUGAUCAGUAGUUGUGAAGAAGUGCAAAGAUGGUUAGAUAGAAACCUAUUAGCUGACAAAGAAGAAAUCGAGCAUCAGUAUGCGGAUAUUGAAAGAAAAUGUCAACGUAUUAUGACCAAAAUGCAUAGCGGCGGCGCCGGUGGACAACAACAACAACAACAACAACAAUACAGUCGAAGUCAAAGUACGAGCGCUGGACAUUCCGGUCCACGAGUUGAAGAAGUUGACUGA
Messenger RNA from Adineta ricciae, 1971 nucleotides. The record is from the annotation of a GenBank genome assembly. Lineage: Eukaryota; Metazoa; Rotifera; Eurotatoria; Adinetida; Adinetidae.